CUUCUUCUUUGAUUUCCUCUUCCCUUCACUGUGCGACAGGUUUAAUUAUGUCUGAUAUUUAAAAAAGAUCUCCUCUCCUGUGUGAGACUUUGAUUCAGCUCUGAGACUCUCAGGGUCAGAGUGUGUGAGAGGCAGGAAGAGAUUACUGUGUGUGUGUUUUUGGCUGUAGUUGAAAAUAUCAAGGUCAAACUGGACGCUGAUAUCGGACUCCGGGUGGUCAUCAUGGAUCAGGUCUGCAGCCCUCCAUUGGUUUGUGGAGGGUUGUCUCUGAACUUAUGAUUGGCCUGCCGUUUUUAAUCCCAUGUGAGGGGGCGGAGCCUCCGCAGGGAGGAGAGUGAAAAGCUCCUCAACGGGACACCUUCAGCAAGAAGGCAGAGCAGCUUUUCUACAGCUCUUUUGCUUUUGACGAAGACUUACUAGGACUUACUAAGACCUACUUUCGAAAAAGAUGGCAAACUCUUUCACACGCCUGAUCUCAGGCCGCAACACGGCUGUGCUGCUGGCCAGCUUGGGAGCCGGGACGAUGGCGACCGGUUACCUGAUGAACGAGAACAGCACCCUGAUCGCCGAGGCAAAGAAGAAGCUCUAUCCUCCCAGCUCUGAUUUCCCCGACCUGAGGAAACACAACAACUGCAUGGCCACAUGUCUGACUCCGGCCGUCUACGCCAAGCUGAGGGACAGACUCACCCCCAGCAACUGGACCCUGGACCAGUGUAUCCAGACCGGUGUGGACAACCCCGGACACCCUUUCAUCAAGACCGUGGGCUGUGUGGCGGGAGACGAGGAGAGCUACGAGGUGUUUGCUGAACUCUUUGACCCCAUCAUCAAAGACAGGCACAAUGGCUACGACCCCAGAACCAUGACCCACCCUACUGACCUGGACUCCUCCAAGAUCACCCACGGUAUGUUCGACGAGAAGUACGUCCUGUCGUCUCGCGUCCGUACCGGUCGCAGCAUCCGCGGUCUGAGCCUCCCCCCGGCCUGCUCCAGGGCUGAGCGCCGCGAGGUGGAGCGGGUGGUGGUGACGGCUCUGGCCGGCCUGCAUGGAGACCUGGCUGGACGCUACUACAGCCUGGGAGACAUGACGGACAAGGAGCAGCAGCAGCUCAUUGACGACCACUUCCUCUUUGACAAACCCGUCUCUCCGUUGUUGACAUGUGCCUUUAUGGCCCGAGACUGGCCAGACGCCAGAGGCAUCUGGCACAACAACGAGAAGACCUUCCUGAUCUGGGUCAAUGAGGAGGACCACACCCGAGUCAUCUCCAUGGAGAAGGGAGGAAACAUGAAGAGAGUGUUUGAGAGAUUCUGCAAAGGACUCAAGCAGGUGGAGCAGCUGAUCCAGGAGAGAGGCUGGGAGUUCAUGUGGAACGAGCGUUUGGGCUACAUCCUCACAUGUCCCUCCAACCUGGGUACUGGACUCAGGGCGGGCGUGCAUGUCCGCCUGCCAAAUCUCAGCAAGGAUUCACGUUUCUCCAAAAUCCUGGACAACCUGCGGCUGCAGAAGAGAGGAACAGGAGGAGUGGACACAGCUGCCACCGGAGACACCUUCGACAUUUCCAACAACGACCGUCUGGGCAAAUCUGAGGUGGAGCUGGUGCAGCUCCUGAUCGACGGCGUGAACUACCUGAUCGAGUGUGAGAAGAAGCUGGAGAAGGGACAGGACAUCAAAGUCCCGGCUCCCAUCUCUCAGUUCAGGAAGUGAAAGCUGGACUCUUCAUGUUAGCGGUGUUAGCAAGAGGAGUAGCUCCACCUGAGCCUGCUGAGCCUCAGAAAAACCACGUCGCUCCAUCACGACAAGAGAGGAGGAGGUUUCUAGAAUGUUCUAGAAAAUAUUGUACAUCUUUAGGGAAACCUAAUCUUAGACAUGAUCAAAGUUAGGGGGAAAUUCUACCUCACGUUAAGGUCUUCACUGUAACCCUGACUCCAAUAAAAACAAAAGAGUUAA
Messenger RNA from Notolabrus celidotus (New Zealand spotty), 1945 nucleotides. It is a transcript of the gene ckmt2a, whose product is annotated as creatine kinase, mitochondrial 2a (sarcomeric). The transcript has 10 exons. Gene Ontology annotation, molecular function: creatine kinase activity. Gene Ontology annotation, cellular component: mitochondrion. The record is from RefSeq and is a predicted model, not a curated record. Bases 449 to 1702 code for a protein of 417 amino acids. Gene Ontology annotation, biological process: phosphocreatine biosynthetic process. Lineage: Eukaryota; Metazoa; Chordata; Actinopteri; Labriformes; Labridae.